This is a messenger RNA of Agrilus planipennis (emerald ash borer), 1825 nucleotides long. RefSeq names its product nitrilase and fragile histidine triad fusion protein NitFhit. Lineage: Eukaryota; Metazoa; Arthropoda; Insecta; Coleoptera; Buprestidae. Gene Ontology annotation, biological process: nucleobase-containing compound metabolic process. The transcript has 7 exons. The record is from RefSeq and is a predicted model, not a curated record. Gene Ontology annotation, molecular function: bis(5'-adenosyl)-triphosphatase activity; hydrolase activity, acting on carbon-nitrogen (but not peptide) bonds, in linear amides. The coding region runs from base 161 to 1597 and encodes 478 amino acids.
ACUUUAUUUUAUAUACUUUUACAUCGAUAAACAAUAAGCUAUGGAUGAAAUAAUUUCUUAUUUUCAAUAAUUAUUCUACAAUUUUAUUACAUACCUAUUAAAUUAUAAGUACCUCCUUUACCUGAUGUUUAAGUGUAGAAUAAGCGUAACUAAAUAAGUAAUGGUUUCAGGUUUUAAUUUAGUGUUAGGAAAUAAUUGUCUCAAGCUUUUGAAAAAUAAUUUAAAAAUCAAUAAGCGUAAACAUUUAAGAAUGGCAUCGAGUGGUGAUAAGUGUACUAUUGCAGUUUGUCAAAUGACUGCAACAAAUAAUAAAGAAGAAAAUUACGACAUUAUAGAUAAGUUGGUAACAGAAGCUGCAGCUAAAAAUGCUAAAAUGGUAUUUUUACCCGAAGCUUGUGAUUACAUUGGUACAAAUAAAAAUGAAACCAAAUCCUUAGCUGAAGGUAUUGAUGGACCAGUUAUGACUAAAUACAAAUCUUUAGCAAAAAGGAAUGAUAUGUGGUUAUCUGUGGGGGGUUUUCAUUUAAAGGGUUCUGCUGAAGAGGAUAAAUUAUACAAUGCUCACAUUAUUAUUGACAAUAAUGGAGUUAUAAAAGCAAUUUACAAAAAACUGCAUUUAUUUGAUGUGGAUAUUCCAGAAAAAAAUAUACAAUUAAAGGAGUCAAAUGAUGUUUUCAGUGGUGAUCAAAUUUUACCACCAAUUGAUUCUCCUGUAGGACCUUUAGGUUUAUUGAUUUGUUAUGAUCUAAGAUUUCCUGAAGUGAGUAUUCUUUUACGUAAAAAGGGUACAAAUGUUUUAACUUUCCCAUCAGCUUUUACCAGUGGAACUGGACAAGCUCAUUGGGAAGUUUUAUUGAGAGCCAGAGCAAUUGAAAAUCAAUGCUAUGUUAUAGCUGCAGCUCAAUAUGGAAAACACAAUUCAAAAAGAACAUCUCAUGGACAAGCUAUGAUUGUCGAUCCUUGGGGCCAAAUUCUUGCAGAAUGUAUCAAAUAUUCUGAGAAUACUCCUACAAAUGCAAGUAUAGCUAUUGCAACAUUAGACAACACUAAACUUAAUAAAAUUCGACAAGAUAUUCCUGUAUUUCAAAAUAGGAGAGAUGAUAUGUACCAACUAGUAGAUACAAGCAAGCAAGAAGUACCUUCAAUAGAUGCAAUACCAUUUUAUAUGUUUAAUUCCCAUAAAAUUCCAUCAUCCACAGUUUUUUACCGUUCAAAGCAUUGCUUUGCUUUUACAAACAUUCGUUGUGUUGUAGCAGGACAUGUACUUGUUGCAUCAUUGAGAUCGGCUAAAAGACUACCUGACUUAGCACCAGAAGAAAUUUGCGACCUUUUCCUAACAGUUGUAAAAGUUCAGAAGGUAUUAGAAAUUGUUUAUAAAGCAUCAUCAUCAACUAUUUGUGUUCAAGAUGGGCCAGCUGCUGGGCAAACUAUACCACAAGUGCAUUGCCAUGUUAUGCCAAGAAGCAAUGGCGAUUUUAACCAAAAUGAUGAAGUUUAUGAAAGAUUGGCUGCACAUGAUAAACCUGGUUAUGAACAACCAAUUAGAAAACUUGAAGAGCAAAUUGCUGAAGCCACACUCCUCAGAAAAUAUUUCUGAAGUAGUAUCAUCUCAAAACCAGUACAUUUGAAGAAACUAGUAUAAUCUAUUUAUUAUAAUUAAAAUAAAUUUUAUUUUUAUUAUCACCAUGUAAAUGUAAAAGUAUCAGACACUAAAAAAAUUAUAUUUAACUCUUUGUGUGUUUAUACGGGAUCGUUUACAGCAGGGAACAUAAGAGUAACUACAUUAAUUUUCAAAUUUGGAAUUUUAAUGAUAUUUUCAAUAAUU